Molecule: messenger RNA, 1617 nt
Organism: Saimiri boliviensis boliviensis (Bolivian squirrel monkey)
Lineage: Eukaryota; Metazoa; Chordata; Mammalia; Primates; Cebidae
Gene: COQ6
Product: coenzyme Q6, monooxygenase
Biological process (GO): ubiquinone biosynthetic process
Cellular component (GO): mitochondrion
Molecular function (GO): FAD binding; 4-hydroxy-3-all-trans-polyprenylbenzoate oxygenase activity
Source: RefSeq, a predicted model, not a curated record
UCUGAGGACGCCGCUGAAGCGGGACGGGAUUGGAGGGUUCUGCUCCGGAAGCACUACCUAGGUGGGCCUGCUGGGGUCCCGAGUGCGACCCCGCACGUCUGCACCAUGGCGGCCAGGCUUGUGACACGAUGGGACGCUGUACGUGCAGCUGUCCAUGGCAGCCUGCUGGUGUCCUGUCGCAGGUGGUCCGGCACCUCAACAGACACUGUGUACGACGUGGUGGUGUCGGGUGGAGGCCUGGUGGGCGCUGCCAUGGCCUGUGCCUUGGGAUAUGACAUUCACUUUCAUGACAAGAAAAUCCUGUUGCUAGAAGCAGGUCCAAAGAAAGUAUUGGAGAAAUUGUCAGAAACUUACAGCAACAGGGUCAGCUCCAUUUCCCCUGGCUCUGCAACGCUUCUCAGUAGUUUUGGUGCCUGGGACCAUGUCUGCAACAUGAGAUACAGAGCCUUUCGGCGAAUGCAGGUGUGGGAUGCCUGCUCAGAGGCCCUGAUAAUGUUUGAUAAAGAUAAUUUAGAUGACAUGGGCUAUAUCGUGGAGAAUGAUGUCAUCAUGCAUGCUCUCACUAAGCAGCUGGAGGCUGUGUCUGACCGAGUGACGGUUCUCUACAGGAGCAAAGCCAUUCGCUAUACCUGGCCUUGUCCAUUUCCUAUGGCAGACUCCAGCCCUUGGGUUCAUAUUACCCUAGGUGAUGGCAGCACCUUCCAGACCAAAUUGUUGAUAGGUGCAGAUGGUCACAACUCGGGAGUACGACAGGCUGCUGGAAUCCAGAAUGUGAGCUGGAACUAUGACCAGUCAGCUGUUGUGGCUACUCUGCAUUUAUCAGAGGCCACAGAAAACAACGUAGCCUGGCAGAGAUUUCUUCCCUCUGGGCCCAUUGCUUUGCUCCCGCUCUCAGACACCUUGAGUUCCUUGGUUUGGUCCACAUCCCAUGAACAUGCAGCAGAGCUAGUUAGCAUGGAUGAGGAACAAUUUGUGGAUGCCGUUAACUCUGCCUUUUGGAGUGAUGCUGACCACACGGACUUCAUCGACACAGCUGGCGCUAUGCUGCAAUACGCUGUUGGCCUUCUGAAGCCCACUAAGGUCUCGGCUCGCCAGCUGCCCCCAAGCGUAGCAAGGGUGGAUGCCAAAAGCCGAGUUCUGUUUCCUCUUGGGUUGGGACAUGCUGCUGAGUACGUCAGGCCUCGGGUGGCACUCAUUGGGGAUGCAGCCCACAGAGUCCAUCCACUUGCAGGACAAGGCGUCAACAUGGGCUUUGGGGAUAUCUCCAGCUUGGCCCAUCACCUCAGUACGGCAGCCUUCAAUGGGAAGGACUUAGGCUCCAUGAGCCACCUCACAGGUUAUGAAACAGACCGACAGCGUCACAACACUGCUCUUCUGGCUGCUACAGACUUACUAAAAAGGCUGUAUUCCACCAGUGCUGCCCCGCUUGUGUUGCUCAGGACGUGGGGCCUACAGGCCACAAAUGCAGCGUCUCCACUCAAGGAACAGAUUAUGGCCUUCGCAAGCAAAUGAGUACUCCUCUUCUAAAGAAAGAUUAUGUUGAUGAAAAAGAACAUCCUGCCACAAGACCAUCAUACAUAUUUUCAAGAUCUAAUUUAAUAAAUUUACUUUACAUUA